GUACCUUUCCAAGCAGAACUGGCUCUUCAGUUUAGAAACGGAGAUAAGCACCACCCUCCAGAGUCAGGAACGACUAGCAGAUAUGUGCAAGGAGAAUCUUUACCUUUACAGAAAUACAAGAACAUUGAAAAAGCUGUGUAAUAAGGUGACUUCAGGACAUUACAUCACUGACUGCCAGAGGCUAUAUAAGAUAAGAUGAGCUGAAGCAAUGGAGCCAGAGAAAAAGUUCCCGUUUAAAUGCAAAGAAAUCCUUUUCCUAACUGACUUCUCCUCACCUGAAAAUUUAGAGUCACUGGACAGUUUUGAAACCCGAGAUGAUGAUAUAUUCAUAAUUACAUAUCCUAAAUCUGGCACUAUAUGGACUCAGAAUAUUAUCAGCUUGAUUCUUUAUGAAGGUCAUCGAGAUGAAACUGAAAAUAUUACCCUGAUUGACAGAGCUCCAUGGCUGGAAUAUAAUAUUUUCAGUGUAGAUUUUCCCAGUUGCCCAUCGCCUCGUGUAUUUACUUCCCACCUGCCUUACAAUUUGGUACCCGAAGGAUUACAAAACAGAAGAGCAAAAAUUAUUUAUGUACUUCAAAAUCCAAAGGAUGUCUUGGUUUCCAGCUAUCAUUUUUUUCAAAGGCCAGUCAGAAUACAAUCCAUAAAGGAUUUUGAUACAUUCUUGGAGAACUUUUUGGUUGGCAAAGUGUUCGGUGGUUCGUGGCUAGACCAUGUAAAAGGCUGGUAUGCUCAUAAGGAUGAUUUCAAUAUUCUUUUCCUUUCUUAUGAAGAAAUGAAAAAGGACCUGAGAGGUGUUGUACUGAAAAUAUGCAACUUCCUAGAAAGAGAACUAACUGAAAAGGAGGUGGAUGAGGUGGUGUAUAAAGCAACAUUUGAUAACAUGAAGGUGGAUUCUAGAGCAAACUACACAUUCAUGGCUCGUGAUAUUCCAGGUUUCAGCAAAGGAGACUUCCUUCGCAAAGGCACUGUUGGCGACUGGAAGAAUCUCAUGACUGUUGCCCAGAGUGAAAGGUUUGACCAUGUCUUUAAGAAGAAGAUGGAAAAGCUGCCCUUCAAGUUCUGCUGGGAUAUUCAGGAGGAGCCUGAGCUUAUUUCCAGAUCACUGGAGGAAAAUAAUAUCUGAUACACACCUUCAAAUGGUUUGAGUCUGAAAUGACCCUCCAAGAAGAAUCUUUAUGUCACCUUGUAAUGUUUAAUUCUCAACUCUGCAGGGACCAUAAGACAAAGCAAUAUUAAAUUCUUGGUCAUUUUUAGGGCAUUUGUUUGUUGAUUUAGAUUUCCAUAGCUGCCUGACCAGUGGUGUGUUUCAAAUAUUUUCCCUACUGGUCCGUCCUACUGGUUUGAAGGGUGUGGCUUGGUGCGCGCAGCUGGUGGGAGGGGGUCAUGUGACCAAGUGGGCACAGCCAACUUGAUAUCAUUCACAGCAAUGUGGGGCAGCAGCACCCCACCAAGCCACACCCACCCAAACCAUGCAUUCCACUUGGCUGCUUCUUGCCUCCUCAUGUUUGCUCUGUGUAUAUGAGCAAAAGAAGGAGGAGAGAAUGAGCCACGUUGAAUGCUGUGGCAGAGAGAAGCAGAACAUUUCUGCCUCCCUUCACAGCGAAUCUGCUCAGAAGGCAGCUCCUGUGGUUGCCUGUCCCUUUUUAGUCCCCUCCCCCCAUCGAAGUACCUUAAAGUCUGAGGCUGGCGUCUGCCUUCUGAGCAUCUCCGCUGUGAUGCCCUCCCUCCAGUGCAACACUGUUCUCCUGGCUGGCCGGCCAUGAGCAGCAACAGCAGGCAACUGGGGUGCACAUACAUGACCAGUGCAAACAGGGCGACGACAGUGCCAAGGGUCGCCGGACUUGUCCCAUGAUUGUUGCCGCCAUCUUGUUCCUGUAUACCCCAUUGCCUGCUGGUGCCGCUUCUGGCCAGCCACCGGACAUGGCCAGGAGAAUGGCCUGCCGUGCCAGAGGGACAGCGUCACAGCAGAGCUUCUUGGAAAGUAGCCAAAAAUUACCAGCAGCUGGAGGCUUCCCACAAAAGGUGGCCAAGCCUUGCCAUGCUCCCACCACCACCAUGGUGACCAGAAUUUAAGGUAGGUGAGCGAGGAGGAGGGAGAGCAGCCAGUGAGUGGAUGGCCACUCUGAGGCAAGGCCAGAGCCGGGGAAUGGCGUAUAAUCCGACCCAGCCAAUGGCAAUGUGCAUAGCUGGGACAUGUGGUGAAGCAAAGGCAAUA
Molecule: messenger RNA, 2215 nt
Organism: Thamnophis elegans (Western terrestrial garter snake)
Lineage: Eukaryota; Metazoa; Chordata; Lepidosauria; Squamata; Natricidae
Product: amine sulfotransferase-like
Exons: 7
Coding region: 209-1123 (304 amino acids)
Biological process (GO): sulfation
Cellular component (GO): cytoplasm
Molecular function (GO): sulfotransferase activity
Source: RefSeq, a predicted model, not a curated record